AUGGACAUAAUGGACAACAUGGACAACAUGGACAAAAUGGACAUAAUGGACAUAAUGGAUAUAAUGGGCGAGACGGACGAGACGGACGAGACGGGCGAGACGGACGAGACGGGCGAGAUGGUCGAGACAUGGGUAAAGAUGGAAAAGACGGAAAAGACGGAAAAGACGGGCAAGAUGGCGAUCAAGGCCCAAUGGGUCCAAGGGGACUUCCGGGUCCAAGGGGAAUUCCAGGCCCGCCGGGUCCAGCUAUUGCGGCCGCACAUGUGGCUGUGA
This is a messenger RNA of Thyridium curvatum, 273 nucleotides long. RefSeq lists its product as uncharacterized. The record is from RefSeq and is a predicted model, not a curated record. Lineage: Eukaryota; Fungi; Ascomycota; Sordariomycetes; Thyridiales; Thyridiaceae. The transcript has a single exon. Bases 1 to 273 code for a protein of 90 amino acids.